This is a messenger RNA of Sinocyclocheilus rhinocerous, 2925 nucleotides long. RefSeq names its product ADP-ribosylation factor 3b (gene arf3b). Gene Ontology annotation, molecular function: GTP binding; GTPase activity. The transcript is spliced from 5 exons. Bases 210 to 755 code for a protein of 181 amino acids. Lineage: Eukaryota; Metazoa; Chordata; Actinopteri; Cypriniformes; Cyprinidae. The record is from RefSeq and is a predicted model, not a curated record.
CGUAAACUCUCGUGAGAUCUUCUCUCAGUCUCUCCGUGUCCUAAAUCGGCUGGUGUCAACUCGCAAGGACUCUAGAUUUCUAGACUUUUUCUCAGCUAUAUAACCUUGUUUCUCAAGGCUUUCAGUGUUUUACCUCAGUGGAUUGUUUCACACCAAGGACUCACAGCUUUCUGGAUUGUGAUUGGCUAGACGAAGCAAAACAUUGAAUCAUGGGGAAUAUUUUUGGCAAUCUGCUGAAGAGUCUGAUAGGGAAGAAAGAGAUGAGAAUUCUGAUGGUUGGAUUAGAUGCUGCUGGUAAAACCACCAUCCUUUACAAACUGAAGCUGGGAGAGAUCGUGACCACCAUCCCAACCAUUGGCUUUAACGUGGAGACAGUGGAGUACAAGAACAUCAGCUUCACUGUGUGGGAUGUGGGUGGUCAGGAUAAAAUCAGACCACUCUGGAGACACUACUUUCAAAAUACACAGGGUCUUAUCUUCGUGGUUGACAGCAACGAUCGGGAGAGAGUUAACGAGGCGCGGGAGGAGUUAAUGAGGAUGCUUGCAGAAGACGAACUGCGUGAUGCUGUCCUUCUUGUCUUCGCAAACAAACAGGAUCUGCCAAACGCUAUGAAUGCAGCUGAGAUCACAGACAAGCUCGGCCUCCAUUCGCUCCGCCAUCGCAACUGGUAUAUACAAGCGCCCUGCGCGACCAGCGGCGACGGUCUGUACGAAGGGCUCGACUGGCUCGCCAAUCAGCUCAAGAAUAAGAAGUGAGGUCGCGGGAUUUUCUUUACGUGGGCCGUCUCUCGCUUUGGGAAAGGGGUGGGACUAAUUUGGCCUUUAUGUUUGGUUUUUCUUUGUUUAUUUUUUUGGUUGUAUUCUGGAAAACACAGUAUGUGGUUUAAAGAGCCUUCUAUGCUCUGCACACGCAUUCACACGCAGAUCAACAUGCAUCUAAUUUCCUCUGUUGACUUUUCCAUUUCACUGUACGAACAGUAUCGGUUUAUAGCAUCGACGUUUGGUCGAUUUCAUCGUCUCUCCCUCACUCACUCACUAACGUGUUUACAAUCAGUGAUCAGUGUUGUCCUUGACUGCCAUGAAGAAGAUUGUCGGGUCUGGGCAUGCUCAUGUAUUAUGUAAUAUGCUUAUGUAUUUCUCAGUAGAUGUGAUUAUGAUGCAGUUUGCCUCCUCACGCACACAAUAUCCACAGUCUGCGAUCCCGGCGGUUUGUGAUUGCGUUAGAUACCCUGCUGUGUUUUGCAUGGCUGUUUCUCUCUGUGUCGUGUUAAGCGUUGUGGUGUAGUAGAGGUUAGAUCUGCAUGUGUGUGUUUGUUUGGUCACACGGAGCUGGUUGGUGUUGCAUGCUGCUUUGUGGCCGUGCUGUACUAGAAUGGACGCAGUACAAAUGUUCCUUGUCACACAUCCCUCACCUAAAUUGUGAGUCAAGCGUGGUGCUGUUGGGUAGUCCACCAUAAUUCGCAUUCGGGUGAAGCUGUAAAUAAAGCUUUUUCCAAUCAAACGCCCCUUUGUUGUAGAAUUGACUUGGCUAAUUGUUGCAUGGGUAAAACUAUUGUUUUGUAAGAAUCACUAGCAUUGUCUGCAUGGCAUGCAUGAUAGAUGGAUAGAUAGAUAGAUAGAUAGAUAGAUAGAUAGAUAGAUAGAUAGAUAGUGAAAUGCUGUUUAACACAGUCUUUUGUUAGUUGCUAUACUAAUUUACCACUGACAUUAGUCGAUUAGUAGAUUGUUAUGACACUAAACUGUGCUAUUUUUGCUUUUGCACUCAUAUUAGUGAACAGCAUAAAAACAGCACAACCAAAGCCUCGGUAUGUCAGUGGUCUGUGGCAAACUGCAUAAUAACUCGUCUACUUCUGUGUUUGUCGCAUGUUUCAUGCUCAUAAUGCGUUUUGUGGGUUCAGACUAACAUAUCACCCCCAACGAAUGUGACUUUUGUUGAAUUAGUGCACACAUUUUGACUUUUGAUUAGUAUGGUUCAGAAAUGAGAUAAUAUAUAGAUAUACUGUAUAUAUAUUUAUAGUAGGUUGUCUUUUGUGUUUAACACUUCAGGCAAAUAUCACAGAUGCAGCGCUGAUGUAUAAUUCAUAGUACUAACAUAAUCUAUAUGUGUUACAGACUACAAGCACAAAUGGAAAAUCAAAUUCUAACCUAUUUUUACCAUACUAGCUAGUGUAAAUACAACAAGACUGCUUAUCCUGCAUUGCAUAUGUGUUGGUUAUCCAUCCUUCACACAAAUCUAACACUAACACAGUCUGUUUGUAAUUGUAUUUGUUUCUGCGAAUAGCACUGUUUUCUAGUUUGCAUAUUAGCUACACAUUUUUGGCAUCUUCCCACUUACUACCCAGCACCUUUACACUAAAACCCACUGUUAUGACUCUUAUGACUGUAUGAACAUUUUAAAAAGACAAGUCUUUUCAACCUAGGACAUGAUUUGAGUCUUGUAUUAUUUUGAGUGCUGUAGCGUGUGGGUGAUGCAGGAAUGGGAGAGUUACCAAAACAACUGUGCUAUUUAGCAAGACACUUAACCUCAAAGUAUCCAGUUUGGCUUUGGACACACUCUACAGUAGUAUUUCAGCAUAUAAUGCAAACAACGAUAUGUCUAACAAGGCCAUUUCUACACAAGUCUGCAGUGUGAAUCGUCCAGUCUGUUAAGUUUUGUGGCCUUAUCUUCUUACAAAUGUGUUUUCACAAGGUUAUUUAUGAACUAAGUUAUUGGGUCACUAAGUUGCUUGUUUCGUUUUUGGUUGAUCUGGGAACAAAAGGGGUUAAAAAAAAUCUCAAAUACAUAGUUUGCUUGACUUCAGAGCAUUUAUUCUUUGCAUUUAUUCUUUGCAUUAAAUUGUUUGUGUGCUUACUGAGUAGCUAGGGUUGACUUUUUAGGAUGGUUUAAAGUUUGAUUUUGUCUUCUUAUACAUCAUAUUUUUAUUUA